UGGAAGCCCUGAGCUUUACUGCUGGAGUUCCUGUCUUUGCUGGGAGAUGAGGUUAACAGAUUGAAUAAAUCUGGUCAUGUGGAGCGUUGAACACGCUGAGGAUCUCUAAAAGAUGAGAAGAUCUUUAAGGCGGGACCACUGGAGGAGAAGAUCUUGAAUCAUGGAGACAGGGAUACUCCCACAUUUGAAAGCCACAACUAUCUUGCCCAAUAAUUUGAAUUUUCAACUAUUUUUUGAAGACUCUGGAAUUGAUUUCAAAAGUUUUUUUACAGACAUGUUUAUAAAGGCAUUUUUUGGCUAAAUGCAUUGAUAAAGUGUUUUUAUUGAGACCAACAAGAUAAUUAAAGAUUAGAUAAUUGCACAAAUCAUACUCCCAUUUGGUCAAGCAAGGAGGGAUGAAGGGUCCAACUGGUGGUCAUGACCUGAAGAUUCAGGGAUCAGGCUUCGGUUUCCCAAUCGCCGGACUUCCAGCCAGCUCCAUAAUAACGGCGGUCCAGCAGCAGGAUUACUCAGCGGGUGUUUGGCUUCGCAGGAGGGAUAAACUGGAACACUCUCAGCAGAAGUGCAUCGUGAUCUUCGCCUUGGUGUGCUGCUUCGCCGUGCUGGUGGCUCUGAUUUUCUCAGCAGUUGAUAUUUGGGGCGAGGAUGAGGAUGGAAUCACGGAGGAGAACUGCAGCAGGGACUGCAGUGCGGUGCUGGUGGAGAACAUUCCAGACGACGUCUCUUUCUUAGACAACGACACAUCCCACCUCCCUCUUUCAGUCGGGCUCCAGAACCUGCUGGAUCGAGCCGUGCGAGUUGUAGAAAUCGUUUCCCCAGACUGGCUUCUGAACUCCUCUGACUAUGAAUCCAGCUUCCACCCUUCUGCAAAACAGAGGAAGGAGCUCGGCGUGUUGGUGUUCAACUGCAGCUGUCUGGCUCUGGAUCUGCACCGACUGUUCAGUCUUUACUGGGGACUGGAGUAUAAAGAGUUCAUCCCCUCCUUCUGGUCCAAGAGACUCUUUGCUCUCUUUAAUAGAAACGCUCCACUGAAUCUGACACUCAACAGAACAAAGAUGACAGCUUACAUAUCUAGCUCCCCGGAUGUUUUCAUCCCCAAAGAUCGCAGUAGUGAUCUUGAAGCCAUUUCCAGGGUCAUUCAGGAGGCACGCCGCUUCAUAUACAUCUCCAUCACUGAUUACCUUCCCCUCAAUGCCAACGACGCUCAAAGGUACUGGUCUCGUAUUGACGGUCUCGUCAGAGAGGCUCUGAUCUUGAGGGGGGUGCGGGUCCGCCUUCUGAUAAGCUGCUGGGAGAAGACGCACCCGCUCACUAUGAACUUCAUCUGGUCCCUGAAGAGUCUGUGCAUGGAGCAGGCCAACUGCUCACUGGAGGCAAAGUUUUUCAACCCCAGAGUGCAGAGAGAUGACAGUCUGGAAGGAAUAAACCACAACCGAUUCAUGGUGACAGACAAAGCUAUUUAUUUAGGUAACCUUGACUGGGUGGGGAAAGAGUUCACCUUUAAUGCAGGAGCCGGCCUUGUGAUCAGCCACCCAGAUGACAUAGAGGAGAGAAACUUCACUGUGGUGGAGCAGUUACAGGCUGUUUUUGAGCGGGACUGGUUUUCGAGUCACACCCAUCCCGUUCAAACGGGUAAAGCAUCUGUUUGUAAUAGACGUCAUGUCAAGUGGACGGCCAAAGUCAACCACUUGGACAACGGACCAGUGCCUUUCAGACAAAGCCAGUAUGACAGUAAACCCGCUCCGAUGAGAACCCAUCACAGAGCCGACGGAGAAACGGAAGAGAAAACAAGACACCACGGGAUUAGACAGAGAAAAACCAAUCAACAAAAGACGGCCAACGGGCAGUUGAUGGUUACAGACAGCUACCAAGAGAGGCCUCGAGUUAAAGUGAUUGAUGAAAGACGCCUACAAAUCAAAGAAAAUAAAUCUGACAAUCCAACAGAUCCAACCAGCCAAUCAGCCGAGAGCAGUGGAUUCUAGUGGUUCUCAGUGACUCGGUUUGGAGAACUCUGAUUUUUAUUGGACAUCUAACACUGGAUUGCUUUGGUAUUUUAUUCUUAUUUUUUAGCACCCAAACACAUUGAUCAUUUGAGUAUUAGGUAGUCUGCAAGAUUUAUGGAGCUUACUAUCUAUUUAUUUUCUCUGCAGUUCUAUGUAUCAAAAAAACUAUUUUAAGUUUAUGAAUUUAAUUUAUUAUAUUUUUCCUAACAUAUGUGGUAGUCGUAAUUUAUCAGCUUUUCAACAGCAUCUGUAGCUACACAAACCAACAACCAGCAUUUGACCUCUGACACGGAGGGAAUGUUAUAAUGUCACUUUAAUUAUUGUGCAUCUUUUGCUUCUAUGCCUUACCUAGAAAAAUAUAUAUUUUGCCAUUUGACAGCUCCCUUUAGCAAAUAACCUUUCACGCAUAUAGAAUCAUAAAUAAUUAAGAUAACCUACAACGGAUUGGUUCACAACCGCAAAACGACGGACGCCGCACCAAUCCACAUGUCGAUCUUCCCUCACUCAUGCACAAGACCCCAAGAUACUCCAGUCAAGAACCAUGGCCUCAGACUCCCUGGAGGUCCUGGCUCAAUGAAGUCAACAGUACAACAUCAUCUGCAUAGAGGAAAUUCUGUGGUCUCCAAACCAGAUCCCUUGAGCCUCCGGCUGUGCCUACAAGUUCUGUCCAUUAAGACUAUGAACUGAACCGGUGAUAAAGCAUCCAACAUGCACCAGGAACAGGUCUGACUUACUGCCGGCUAUGCGAACCAACUUCCUGGUCCGUUCAUACAGAGACCGGACAGCCUUCAGUAAGGCUCUCUGGGCCCCAUACUCCGACAGUUACUUCUACAGGACACCACAGGGAACGCAGACGAACGGCUUCUCCAAAUCCACAUGACACUUAAGGACUGGAUGAACAAACACCAACAAACCUGCACUCUAAAAAGGGUGUAGUGCUGCUCCACUGUUCCACAACCAGGACGGAAACCGCACUGUUGUUCAUACAUAAUUAACAACAUAUAAUAUAUACUCGUAUAAUUUUCUUCACCUACAAAACCAUAUUUUUUUGACAAAGGAAUGUCUGAACUGAAGGCCUAAAAGUGCAAUUUGGAUCUAUGUACUCAUAAGAAACUUCCAAUUUAAUUAAUAGUUAUGCUUUAUUGAAUCCAAUUUAUGGAACCUCGUUUGGCCCAGGACAACCCGUCUGAUCUUUAGAUAAAACCAACUCAUAACUCAUUUCAAAUGAUGAUCUGAUGCUGAAUAGUGGGCUCUCUAGAGCCACUUAUAAAAUCAAUAACCUUGAUGUUCAAAUCUCAUUACCACAAGUACACAGAGCCGCUGCAUAAUCCAGGGAAUCAUGCAUUAUAGAAUCGUGUACAUCAAUUUAUUUUUUUUAAGGCUGUCAUUGAGUUAGAUGAUGCGGCUGUACAUACUGUGACGCAACAUUUGUCUUUAGCUGCUUCUACUGAAAAAAUUGACUUCUUUACAGAGAUUAUAACAGAAUCUUUUCUUACUCCCUUUAAUGCAAGCUUCACAAAUCCCAAUAAAUGAAUGAGGACAUUCUUAUUAUAAAUAGCAGUUCAGUGUCUUUGUGAGAUCACUGUUACUUCAUUUUAAAUAAUUCACCCAAGUAUGAUUUCAUGCAGUUUAAUUACCACAAAUGCAAAAGGAACGGUAGUAAAAAUGGGGCCGGAGGCUGUCUGAUCUCAGUCAAAUCAAUGCAAUGAAUUUUUAACAGAGCUCGACAGUUGCAGAGGCUACAUUUUAACCUCAAGGACACAUUGGUCUGUAAACUCCAGCAGUGAUUCCUUUAGCAGAACUGGAUGAAGAAUUAUGAGAAAAAUGAGAACGCUUAUAACACUGGACAGAAAUCUUGUAUCAAUUUAAAUGUGCACAUUGAAUGCCAGCAUGUAGCCUGCCUUACACAAGUUUAAACAACAGUGCUUGUGUUGUUUUUAAUGGUUGUAGAGCAUGUAUUUACAUUUUUUUUUACUAUCUAAGCCUUUAAUUAAGCAAACACAAGCCUCCUCUCAGUUGUUAUAGUUUGUAUUUUUUUCUGCAAAAGCAACAACUUUUUUUAUCCUUGUUUUAGCCGAGGGAAUUUGAUAAUUUAACCCCAAACCAAAUGUGGUCUAACAAAAUAAUUAUAUAUAUUAUAAUUCUAUCUUACUUAACCCUGUAAGUACUGCAAAAAAUAAUUAACAUAAAUGUAAUUUAUUUAAAAUUAAGGAUUUUUAAACCCUUUUGAAAUCCACAAAAACUUGCAAUAUCUUGUUUUUAUAAGAUAACGACAGUAUCAACUUUGAUACAUUGACUUAUUUUGUACGUUUUUGCUCACAACAAUGCAAAAAAUAUUGACAGGAAAAAAGCACCUUAUUUACCCACUGUUUCAGAUUUAAUACACACUUUUUUAAAAUGGAAUAACUGGAUUAUAAACAAUUAUUUAUCAGCAAAUUUGGCAUUAUUUCAAUACACCCUAUAGUAAUUUAAAAAAGGAGUAACUAUGGAUGAGUUAUUCUUUCCACAAAGCUUUUAAAAAUGAGCUAAAUGUUUCCCGCCAAAAGUGUGUUUGAGGUUUGAUGGAGGCAGCCAUUUUGAAAUGAGCAGUAAAAGUCCUUCACCUGCCCCUAGUGGAAUGAUGAAGCACUACAGGGCAGAAAACGAGUUCUCUUUGGUGAGUUUCUAUGUAAAGUUUUGAUCAUGCUAAUGAGAAAUGGGUUGAAGAAAUGUGUGUAUUAAAUAUGAUACAAAUGAUUAUGUAGGGUUAAAAAUUUUCCUAACUUUUUAACAUAAAAUACUGAAAAAAUAUGGACCUGCUUUAGCUUGAAUAUGUUGUAAAUGGCUAUUUAUUUUAGCUGCAUCUAUUUAUUAUGUUCUAUUCAAUAACAAGAUUACUAAAUCCUAUCUCAACAAAGGAGAUUGUAUCUUCACAAGCAGGAGAGAUUAUAGAACUAAUCGAUUUCUGAAUGGGAAGAAAUCUUUUCACGGUUUAUCUGAGCGGUUUUACAAAGACAGUGCAUACCUGUUCUGUUUAGGCUUCAGGUCACGUUGGAUCUACUCUACACAUGCAUACAGAUAAAAUUUGUCACGCACAGUCACAGAAACUAACAAAGAAUACAGAACAACUGACAAAGCACAGCUCAAUAUUUCUAUUUUCUUCAUGGAUAAGUUCUGCCAUCUAGUGGAAAUCAGGACAGAUACCUCCUGUGCUUUUAUUCUGUAGACCCUGGUGUGUUAUUCCAUCACAGGGAAAAUAUUCAUCACCUGGUAUCUGAUCAAAUUUGAACUAAACUCUACUGUCUUCUACUAUUUAAUAUUAACAAAUUGUCAAAAAAUGUAGUUAUUUAGCUAUAAGAUGCAAAAUCCUUUGUUGUCAGGACAGUAGACUUCAUGUGUCAAGCAUUCCCAAUGCAUUGAAUAAUCUUCAAUCUGGUCUACUCACAUUAAAAUGCUGCUAUUAUUAUUUGAUUUGUUAGGAAAUAAUGCUGCUAAAAUACAAAAGCUGAUCAUAUUUAUGUAAUAUAUUUUUUAAUAAAUGAUGAAUGAAACAUUUUCACCUACAGAGCAGGAAAAAUCUUAUUGGAUUUACAAUUUGCUGAGAACUAUUCCUUCUUAAUACUUUUACAUUUUUUCUGAGACACGACUGAUGUAAACAGAGAGAAGCACUGAAUGGUUUAUUUCACUGUUGAAGCCUUUGACUGUCGCCGACCUUUAUUCUGCAGAUUUUUUGGCAUGACUGCUGCUUGCAUGCCUUCCCUUUAUAAACUGGGUACAUUUGCUGAUAGCCUUUCUAGAAAUGCCAAUAGCCAAGUCUUGUAUACCUUUAAUGAUACAGAAGGAAUGUAUAUUUAUUGAAUAUCCUUGUCAAUGCACACUACUGAUAAUCUAACAACUUGAUUUCUACUCUUAAUAAAAAAAACAUAUGUAUCCUGUCA
Molecule: messenger RNA, 5920 nt
Organism: Oryzias melastigma (Indian medaka)
Lineage: Eukaryota; Metazoa; Chordata; Actinopteri; Beloniformes; Adrianichthyidae
Product: inactive phospholipase D5
Molecular function (GO): catalytic activity
Source: RefSeq, a predicted model, not a curated record